Messenger RNA from Scylla paramamosain (green mud crab), 1939 nucleotides. Its product is annotated as GPN-loop GTPase 3-like. The transcript is spliced from 8 exons. The record is from RefSeq and is a predicted model, not a curated record. Lineage: Eukaryota; Metazoa; Arthropoda; Malacostraca; Decapoda; Portunidae. The coding region runs from base 600 to 1430 and encodes 276 amino acids. Gene Ontology annotation, molecular function: GTPase activity.
AUGUUACGGAAAGAAUGCACUGUAAAGGAUAGAUAAGGAAAUCUGUGUCACUUUAUUGUCAGCAGUGUCGCGCCGCCUGACAAGUUAGUCAGUGUGUCGCGUCUAUGGGUGGUAUUAGUGCGCGUUUGUUUCAACUCCCAGCCUGACAGAAUUUUUUUUUUUUUUUUGUGUAACCACGCCUACACAGUGGCUGCCAAGGCUUAUCCAUGAGUUAAACCUUCUUUAGUUGGUAAUGAGGAAGGCGUGGGCUCUAGCAGUGGACACCCGAAGGCAGUAGUGGGUGAAAACAAGCAAAAUAAAGAAAAGUUUGGCUGUGAGAAGGUGCUAGACAGCCAGCCAUAGUGACGAGGGGGCAGGAGGCACCACCACCACCACAGGGAAGUAAGAGAUGGGGAGGAUGAUUUAAAAGGACAUGUUUGCACUGCGCUGUCAGCCCUCACCUGCGCCGCCUCCCCCAGUGCGCGGGUGUAGGCCUGGGAAUAGAGCAUAUGCAGACGUCUUGGCAGUGCUGUGUAUGUCUGUUUGUCGAUGGUCAAGAAGGAACGUAGCAAAAGUUUAAGAUAUAUUUCGCAAUGCAGUACUUCUGAACAGAAGCAACAAUGAGGUAUUGCCAGCUGGUGCUUGGGCCAGCUGGCUCUGGCAAAUCUACCUACUGUGCGGCAAUGCAGAGACAUGCUGAAGUCUCCAAUAGAGUUAUAAGUGUUGUCAAUCUGGACCCUGCAGCAGAAGCGUUUUCUUAUCAGCCUCUUCUGGAUGUCCGAGACUUGAUCCAGCUUGAUGACGUGAUGCAGGAUGAAGACAUGGACUUUGGUCCCAAUGGUGGCCUGGUGUUCUGUAUGGAGUACCUUCUGGAGCCAGAUGGCCUCGACUGGCUGAAGGAACAACUUGGUGACAACGAAGAUGACUGUCUCUUGUUUGACUGUCCAGGUCAGAUAGAACUGUAUACACACAUGGAUGUCAUGAAGAGACUAGUUGAGCAACUUCAGGCUUGGGACUUCCGAGUGUGUGCAACAUUUGUGUUGGAUGCUGGCUACAUGGUAGAUGCUGCAAGGUUCCUCUCAGGCUCCUUGGCUGCCCUGGCCACAAUGGUACAAUUAGAGAUUCCUCACAUUAAUAUUUUAACCAAGAUGGAUCUGUUGAACCGGGCAGCCAGACGACAGCUGGAAAUGUUUCUAGAGCCAGAGAUCCAUGAGCUACUUGCAUCUGAGCACAAUGUGUCAAGAUUUAAUAAAAAAUAUCACAAGCUAACACAUGCACUGGGCAAGGUAUUGGAUGACUUUUCCCUGGUUCGUUACAUACCUCUGAAUAUCAACGAUGAGGAAUCAUUAACAGAUGUUUUGAUUCAGACUGACUUUGCUCUUCAAUAUGGAGAGGAUCUUGAUGUGAAAGGCAAAGAUUUUGAGUAUCCUGAUCCAGAAGACAGAGAAUAAAAUGCUGCAUUUCCUUCUCAGUGGUACUAUUUAAUUGAACUGAUUUACUAGUUUCUUGCCAUGAAAAUACAAACUUUGUAUUCUGUUCAGAUUGUGAUUAUUGGUCUGACUUCAGUAAAACUUACACAGGACAUCACCCUACAUAGUUAUUGCCUUGCAGCAACAUAACAACAAAUAUCACGUAAACUGUCAACAAAUAUUACGUAAACUGUCAUUUGUAUAAAAGCAAUUUUUUUAGAGAUGCUAUGACAAGAAAUAUACUAUCUUAAAUAUCAAGGAUCUAUUUUUUUUUUUUUUUUUUUUCAAGUUCAAUUCUCUGGCAAUUGAUAUGCACAUAGUACUGACACAAGUGGCUUUUCGAGUGGAAACCAGUCCAUUUUAAAUAGCUUCAUGGAUUUACUCACGAGUGAAGCAUGACUAGAUUCUUGUCGACAAGUCAGUCCAAACCAUACGAACUUAAUUAAGUUCAGUUGUGGUGAUGAUAAAGAAAUAAAUAUUUAUACAUACUA